Ilyonectria robusta is the source of this 585-nucleotide messenger RNA. RefSeq lists its product as uncharacterized. The record is from RefSeq and is a predicted model, not a curated record. Lineage: Eukaryota; Fungi; Ascomycota; Sordariomycetes; Hypocreales; Nectriaceae. The coding region runs from base 1 to 585 and encodes 194 amino acids. The transcript has 2 exons.
AUGUUAUUCGCGAUGAUUCUUUCGUGUCUAGCGUCGCAAGUGCGUGAUGCUUUUGGCGAUACUAGGCAACCACUGAGCACAGCCUUGAACUACCGAUGCGUGCAUGUUGCUGGCUCGCGCCGAAUAGUGACAGCUUCGAAGAGUGAAAUGCCCUAUAUAAACAUGAACCCGCAACAGCGCCAAUUCAUCUACAACGCACCCUCUCACGUAUUUUUUCUUGACGGUGUCAAUCCGUGCAACCUGAACAUCACGACGCAUGGAGAUGUGUGUGCCGGUGGCUUCUUCACACUUCAUCCGGCGCAAUCAAGCAAUCUCAAUAACCUCGCGUUGCAAGUUUGCGUCGCGCCAGACUGGACAGUGGGCGUGCGCAUCGCCAUCGCAGGCGAGACGCACGCGUUCAACGAGCUUGGCGCGCCGCCGCUAGUGACAGAGGAACUGCUUGGGAGGCUGCAUGUGCGUUUUGAAGAGGUUGGCGCUGGCCACUGCAUGCACCGCGUUGGUGAGACGUGGGCAGCGUUUGGGGAUCCGAUGGAUAUGAGUGAAGACGAGAUGUACUGGAAUGACUCGAUGGAAGUCGGCUAUUAG